CUGACAUCUGCUGUUUCUUUCUCUCCUCAGACAUGGAAAAUGAGACUUUUUAUUUUGAGUCUAAUGACUCAGACGAGCUUUGCAACCUCGGCACCGUCCAAGCAGAGGUUGUCACGAAGACGGCCCUCCACGCCAUCAUCUGUGCCUCCGGCCUCGUGGGCAACCUCCUUGUGAUGCUGACCUACUUCUUCUACAAGAGAAGCAAGACCAUGACAGAUGUGUAUCUCUUCAAUCUGGCAGUGGCAGACCUGAUCUUUGUGGUUGCUCUACCUCUGAUAAUACUCAACGAGCAGGCUGGUUUUUCACUGGGUGUUGUGGCUUGCAAACUGUUGGAGUCAGCCUACAGCGUCAACUUGUUCAGCGGCACACUGUUGCUCGCUUGCAUCAGUGCUGAUCGCUAUGUGGCCAUAGUUCACGCCAGACGCUCGUUUGGUUCGCGCUCCCGCGCGCUGACCUACAGCCGCCUGAUCUGCUCAACAAUUUGGGUGUCCGCGCUGGUUUUGACUCUGCCAACGUUGAUCUUCACUGAACUCUUUGAGGAAAAGGAUCCCAUCACAGGAACGUCCAGUAGGAAGUGUCAGCUGUCUUUCAACCAGCCUGACACAGCCAAACUGAUGAAGGUGUUGGUCCCUGGCUUCCAGAUGGCCAUAGGCUUCCUGCUGCCCAUGCUGGUGAUGGGAUUCUGCUACUCCUGGAUUGCAUACACCUUACUGAGAGCUCAGACCCAGAGGCACAAGGCCAUCAGGGUCAUUGUGGCCGUCGUGGUAGCUUUUUUCGUCUGCCACCUUCCCUACAACAUGGCUUUGCUGAUCCACACCACAUCUCUGUUCAAGGAGAGAAGCUGUGAGGCAGAGCAGAUCAAGCUCUACGUCCUGAACGUUUCCAAGAGCGUAGCCUACCUCCACUGCUGCCUCAAUCCCAUCCUCUACGCCUUUGUUGGGGUGAAAUUCAGGAGCCAUUUCAUGGAGAUCACUUCAGACAUCUGGUGCUUCAGCAAAAAGUACAUCUACUCUGCUCGCUCAACGCGGGGGGGCUCGGAUCUGUGCGCCUCGGGGGUGAGGUCAUCAGAUGUUUCCCAUAAUAUGUCUUCAUUCAGUGCAUGAAAACCCUCAGCAUGCUGUGUUGGUCAGCUGGUAUGAAACGGAUCCACUGCUAUGAACAGACGCCUUCAGAAAGAAUGAUUGGAUUGUUUCUCUGUAAUACCCACAUUCGAGAUUUAUUUGAUUUUUUUUAUAUAUCAAACAGUUAUUUAGAAAUAGAUUAUAUAUGUCCUGUAAAUAGGGGACAGAAGCAAAGCCGUGUGCGUUAAGAUGGUCUAUCAUCACUUAGUGCAAAGAUUUCCUUCAGUUUUUGCAUUCAAUGAUACUAUCACAUAUUGAAUACUGUAUUACUGUACAUGUUGGUCCUUGACGGGUGUAAAUACGAGCAAAACCAUAGAAUCACUUUAUAAAAAAUCACUUAAGGUCUUAGAUAGAAAACCAAUGUCAUUCCAUGUUUGUAAUAGCUUGAAAAAGUACAAGUUGUUAAGCUUUGAGAAUUUAAAAAAUUUUAAAUUUGCUUGUUUGAUGUACAAGGUGUUACAUGGACUUGCUCCGUCUCCCAUGUCUGACUUUUUUUAAAAAAGGUCUCACAGUGCUCUCAGGACUAGGGCCUCGUCUCGAGGGGACUGUGAGGUUCCAUACAGACAAACAGCCUUUGGACAAAAUUCUCUUUCUGUAAAGGCCAGUAAACUCUGGAACAGUCUUCCACUGUACAUAAGGGAGUGUCAAACAUUACAGACCUUCAACACACAGCUCAAGCAGUGGCUGAAAGCAAACCAGUCCUGUAACCACUGACUUUUAACUCUCAUAAUGUACCACUUUCUUGUGUUCUUAUUGUAUCUGUGACUCUGUCUUUUGUUUUGUCCUGUUUUAUGUUUCCUGCCUAGGGACUAUGGAUGCAAAUUAGCAUCAUUGCUAUAAUCCAGCAGAUGGUAGAUGUUCAUUAAUGUGCACUGUCCCUAUUAAAUAAAGCUUAAAUAAA
Molecule: messenger RNA, 2022 nt
Organism: Oryzias latipes (Japanese medaka)
Lineage: Eukaryota; Metazoa; Chordata; Actinopteri; Beloniformes; Adrianichthyidae
Gene: ccr6b
Product: chemokine (C-C motif) receptor 6b
Biological process (GO): positive regulation of cytosolic calcium ion concentration; calcium-mediated signaling; immune response
Cellular component (GO): membrane; external side of plasma membrane
Molecular function (GO): C-C chemokine binding; C-C chemokine receptor activity
Source: RefSeq, a predicted model, not a curated record